This is a messenger RNA of Aspergillus calidoustus, 243 nucleotides long. The record is from the annotation of a GenBank genome assembly. NCBI's taxonomy places the organism in Eukaryota, Fungi, Ascomycota, Eurotiomycetes, Eurotiales, Aspergillaceae.
AUGUCUGCUCCUCAGGUCGUUCAGAACCUCUCCAGUGGACCCGCGGGCGGGUUUGUCAGACAGCAGCUGGCGACUUUGCGAAACAGAUUCCUCAACACAGAGAAGCGAAGGAACAGGGCUGCGCUCGUGACGACCUCCUUUGCCGCGCACCGUCCUGUCUGGAUUACUGCAGGCGGCGCAGGCUACACCUCAGCGGUCGCAGUGUUCUUAGCAAUGAAGUACAUGCGGCGCCUUCCAGUCUAG